GGUUACCCUAAGGGAUCUCGGUUCCCGAAUGUGAGUCAGGGAGAUACUAAAUUUGAUAGUCAACUACGUUUGACCCCGUUUUAUCGUCACUCUCAAACUCCUUUGCUACCAGCUCUAAUAAUAAAAUUUCGUUAUCCUUUCUCUAGGAACAGUAAAAAACUGAGUUAAGUGAGAUGAUGUCACUUUAGCCUUGGGUAAGUUUAUAAAGGUGUUGCAGAAAAUAAUAAGGGAGUCAGUAUUAAAAAGUUAAUUUUUUUUCCAUGAAGGAAAAAAAGGAAAAUGUCAUUUUUUUAAUUUUCAAAACGUUUAAAGGAGCAGGCCAGGGAAGUUAUUGGCAGGAAAAAAAUCAAGGUAGUAAAUACUGAACGUAUUUAGAGCUAAAUGUAAAGACUAGAAUUUGUGCUGCAGGGAGUGGAGGGUGGCAAAUUUCAGUGUAACACAAUGAUUCUCAAGGAAUAAAAAGAAAACCUGAUAAAAUUGGAAAAUGGCCUUGAUUGGCAAAGAAGGGAUUAUCUUGGAAGCACAGAAUGUCAGAGUAUAUUAGCUGUUGCUAAAGAGACCUGAAGGUUAAUUUUUCCUACAGAAACUAAGAAAGGUCAAAAGGGAGAAGUUGAAAUUGUUUGCACUUAGCGUGUGUAGGUGGAACUAUGAAACCCUAACUAGCAACUUUCCCUGAGUUUGCAGCACAAAAAGGAAGAUUUAACUCUAGCCAAGGAAGAAAAUAUUAAAAAAUAGUGAUCCAGAGAAUGUAGUUGCGUUAGUUUGGUUGGCAUCCACAGGCUGCCUGACUCUGGGAUGGGACUUGGGAAUGGUGGACAGGACAAAGGAAGCUCCUUACCAAAGAUAGGGUAUACUGAGAUUUUUUAGGAAAAGAGAGCUGGAGACUUGAUUGUUUUGUGUUUUCUCUAGCUGUUCUGAACUUUAAUGAAGCAACUAAUGUUGCUGUUUGGGAAACACCUGCUCUGUGGGAGAUGGACACUGGUAGGAAAGGAGCAUAAGGAUUGUUGGACUAAAGCUUUGAGUGAGGUAGGAGAGAUUCAUAUUCUUCUUGAAGAAUCCAUCAGUCUUACAACAGUUUAAGGUCUGUUGGCUCUUACAAGGCAUUUCUUUCAGAUGCAGUGCUCAGCAAUCCACCUCUUCUGUGCCAUUAAAAUGCACCUGUGAUGCCACAGUGGCGAUCAUUGGUCCCUGCCUUAUGACAUUCUUCAGCAGUAGACACUAAAGCAUUUCACAAAGUUGCAUGAUAAUUAUUGCUAUUAUUAUAUAGGGAAGGAACUUGAAGCAUAGAGAAUAAAAGAUAGGAGGCGUUAUUAGAAAUAAAACACAGAAUUCAAACUCAGUGAGUUACUUGAUCUUAAGCAUGGUUUUGUGGUGUAAAGGAUUGUCAUGUAUUCCUAGGCCCAAAUAAGUAUGAAAAUCUGAAGGUGAGCUGUGUUAAGUGACUUCAGAAAGAAAAAAAAAAAGUGUAUAUAGCUCAGCAGUUUUUCUAAGUGUAGCUAUUUCUAAAGGAAUUUAUGAAGGCAUGCAUAAAACAGCAAUUAAGAGAAUAGAACAGUAAAUGAAAAUUGCAUAAACUUUCUAGAAUUGGCAGUAUAUUUUAUGGAGUUCAUCUUUCUGCCCUCCCCUCCUCUACACCUCAACAUGAUCCAUUUGGGCUCCUUCAGACAGAUUUAGAAUUACAGAGAAAUCAUUUUCUAGCUGACAUUCUCUCCUUAGCAUUGGCAUUUCAAAAUUUUUGUCAGUAUUGCUGAAAGAGAAUAAAGAGACAGUAUUAGGAGUGCUGUAGUUUAAAUAACAUGCAGGGUUUGUAUUAUUAAGAUGUCUUGUAGUAAUUAAAGUUUAUCUGUGUUUCAUAACGUGGUGACAGUGCAGUGUCAGGCUUUUUGGUAUUAUGUGACAGCAGCUCAGCAGAUGGGUAUGAAAACAGGUUCGUAUGUCUAUUCACACACACACAGAGCUUGUUGCUGCAAGAUACAAAUCUGUAAUCUUAAUUUAGGCUCUGCAUUCAUUUGGAAGAGAAGCCAGUUGUACAGCUUUUAAAAUUAGAAGUUGUACAGCUUUUAAAAUUAGACAAUUUGUCUUUGCUCUUCCAAAAUCACCACCACCACAACGAAAAUCCUGUUUAUGUGCUUGCCUUGGAAUGAUGUGGUGAACAAGGCCAGUGUGGGCCUGCUGCUCUGCAGUGCUGAUGGAUGGUAACAAUAGGAGCACUGGUCUUGCAAAACCUUUACUUGGUCCAAAGGAUUUUUGAGCAAAAUUAUGCAUGUAGCAUUGCAUAAAGAUAAAGUAAUGAAAGCAAUAUUGUUUUAUUAUGUGCAGUGAAACACCUCUCCUUUUUCAUUUGGAAUGAGGAAGGUUGAGUGAACAAAAUUGCUCUAAACAUAUGUUGAGCUAUUGAAAACCGUAAAAAUGCUAGAGCUUGGCCUUUGCAGAACUUAUGUUUGCAGAGUUAGGAUCUCAGUUAGACAAGAAUUCCCAACCAAAGCUAACUUGUUGGAAAGGUUGAAAAGGUGAGUUAUGAAAGGACACAGUGAAGGAGAAACGAUCUUUAGGGAGAGUUGGGUUUUAUUGAAAAUCUUGCAGAUUUUCUAUGAAACUAUUUCCCAGAAGAUACUAGUAGUGAGUCACAGUGAAGCUUUGAGGUCAGCACUGGAACAGAUGGUGAAAUCUGAGGGGUAAAUGAAAGAGCAGAGAAAACAGAGAUGGGAGAGAACUCAAAUUAUGGGUAGAGGUUAUGCAUCAAUAUGUACAAAAAUCUUGAAAUUAGUACGCUGAAAUGCAGAUAUUUUUGGUGGCGUAAAGACAGGUGGUGAGGAAGAAUGCCAUAUCUAGGGGAGCUGUGCUAUCAGUUCAGUGAAUUAAUUUAAGAUUGAUUUAGAGGAAGACUGGCUAUAUCACAUCUACAUUAUCUGGAGUUUGUUUAUCAAGUCUGCUGCCUGCAGUUUAGCAGCUAAUGAUUCCACUUAAUUUGUGUUUGCUGCAAGCUGGGUACUGUAAACACUGGUACAGAAUUAAAUGAGAAUUUUAAUAAGAGUAAUACAUUGACAAAUCAAUAUUUUUCUGUUUCAAGUGAUUUCUGUGACCAUCCGUGGAAGAAUAAAAGGAUUUGAAAGCUGCGUUCUUGAGAAAUUGGUGUAGUUUUUUUGCAUAAAGACAUGCUGAAAUUUCAAGAAACUGCUAAGCAUGUCACUGUUGCCAGAUUUAAUUCUGCUUGCUCAGAUGCCAUGAUUGCAAGAAGAUACACUAUUCAGAGGAAACUUGGCAAUGGGAGCUUUGGAAAUGUGUAUUUGGUUAAUGACAGAAAAGCAAAACAAGGAGAAGAAUUAAAGGUCCUAAAGGAAAUCUCUGUUGGAAACCUAAAGCCUAAUGAAACAGUUGAAGCAAAUCUGGAAGCACAGCUACUCUCCAAAUUAGACCAUCCAGCCAUUGUCAAAUUUUAUGCAAGCUUUGUGGAGCGAGAUAGUUUCUGCAUUAUCACUGAGUAUUGUGAGGGUGGAGAUCUAGACUUUAAAAUUCAAGAGUACAAAGGUUCUGGGAAGAUGUUCACUCAGAGUCAAGUAAUAGACUGGUUUAUACAGUUAUUACUCGGAGUCAACUAUAUGCAUGACAGACGGAUACUUCACAGGGAUUUGAAAGCCAAGAAUAUAUUUUUGAAAGACAAUCUUCUUAAAAUUGGAGACUUUGGAGUUUCUUGUCUUUUGAUGGGUUCAUGUGAUCUUGCAACUACUUUUACUGGGACACCAUACUACAUGAGUCCAGAAGUACUGAAGCACCAGGGAUAUAAUACAAAAUCUGACAUUUGGUCUCUGGGAUGCAUUUUGUAUGAGAUGUGCUGUAUGAACCAUGCAUUUACUGGACAGAAUUUUUUGUCUGUUGUGUUAAAAAUUGUGGAAGGUGAAACGCCUUCUCUUCCUGAGAGAUAUCCAAGCAAACUGAAUGCUGUGUUUUGCAGCAUGUUAAAUAAGGAUCCUUCAUUGAGACCAGCAGCAGCAGAGAUCCUAAAAUCCCCUUAUAUUGAUGAACAACUGAAGAAAAUACAGUACAAGUUCACAAACAUAACUGUGAAAGAUAAGGCACUUAACUGGCAGAAAGAAACUGCUCCCAUUUUUGGUACUGUGCAGAGGAAAGUUCAUUUGCAAACUCUGCAGGAACUUUCUGAAGUUCAGAAGAUGACACCGCGGGAACGAAUGCGGCUGAGGAAGUUAAAUGCUGCAGAUGAGAAAGCAAAGAAGUUGAAGCAGCUGGUAGAAGAAAAAUACCAAGAAAAUAUCAAAAGAAUGCAAGAAUUCAGGUCCCGUAAUUUUCAGCAGCUGAAUGUCAACAUCCUACAUCUCUGUUCUUGUUUCUCCAUGCUGCUUCAUCAUUUGACUAAGGAAUCUGAUGAGCAGACUUCAAAACACCUCGUUCCAAAUCACCUCAUUCAUUCUCAGCUAGCCACUACGGGCAGCUGUGUGUCCACAGGACAUGAUGAGCCACGAGGGAAUGGGAUGAGCGAACUCGGCAUGUCUGAACUUACAGACCACGAUAUCCCUGAAGACCCAGACAUUGCAGAAGAAUAUUAUAAAGAUGAGUUUGAAUCUUGUUCAGAAGACAGUGAAGAGGAGGAAGAUGCAGAAUUGUCAUGGACAGUCUCUAAAAUAAAUCACCAGGACAGUGAUAUGGAGGCAAUGGUUGAGUACUUGGAGGGUGUCCUGAAUAGCAGCUCAUUGGGCUCGAGGACUGUCACCAGAGUGUCUCCAGGGGUGCCCCAGGGAUUCAGAGCUCUCAACAAUACAAUGGCUGAGACCAAGUUGAAACGCAUGAGGGAAUCUGCCAUUGGGAAGCUGGGAGUGGAGGCAUUUGAGGCAGUGUACAGCUGCCUCAAGCAAGCGAGGCAUCAGAAUGCCAGUGAGGAGGAAAUCAGGAGCUGUUUGGAGAAAUUGGUUUCUAGAGCAAGUGAUUGCUUCGAAGUGGAUCAGCUGCUGUACUUCGAGGAGCAGCUCCAGGCUUCAGAGCUGCAUCUUCAGUCCUAACAGUGUGCCAGCAGCAGCUGGGAAUGGCACAGAGGGGGAAGGGGCCUCC
This is a messenger RNA of Sturnus vulgaris (Common starling), 5061 nucleotides long. Lineage: Eukaryota; Metazoa; Chordata; Aves; Passeriformes; Sturnidae. The record is from RefSeq and is a predicted model, not a curated record.